This is a messenger RNA of Ilex paraguariensis (yerba mate), 828 nucleotides long. NCBI's taxonomy places the organism in Eukaryota, Viridiplantae, Streptophyta, Magnoliopsida, Aquifoliales, Aquifoliaceae. The record is from the annotation of a GenBank genome assembly.
AUGUCNGGCCUUCCAAUGGUCGGAAACCUCCUGUCCCUUGACCCGGAGCUCCACUCCUACUUCGCCAGCAUGGCUCGGACCUAUGGUCUGAUCCAUACACUCCGGCUAGGUUCUAAAGUAAGCAUUGUGGUCACCUCGCCUGCAAUAGCGCGCGAGGUGCUCAAGGACCACGACACCAUCUUCGCCAACCGGGAUGUACCCCAUGUCAUCACAGCAAUAGAAUAUGGUGGCCGUGACAUAGUAUUCACACCAUAUGGAUCCGAGUGGAGAAUGCUGAGGAAGGUCUGUGUUCGUGACAUGCUCGGAAGCUCGACUCUAGAUGCUGUUUACACCCUCCGACGACAAGAAAUCAGAAAAACUAUUGGAUUCUUGUACUGGCAGGCGGGGCAGCCGGUUAAUAUUGGUGAGCAGAUGUUCUUGACUGUGCUCAAUGUGAUAACAAGCAUGUUAUGGGGUGGUACAGUUCAGGAGAAAGAGAGUUCUAGAAUCGGAGCAGAGUUCUGGCAGGUGGUUGGGGAGGUUACUGGGCUGUUGGGGAAGCCUAAUGUGUCGGAUUUCUUUCCCGGAUUGGCCUGGCUUGAUAUGCAAGGCAUAAGGAAGCAGAUGAAGGGACUGGCCCAGAGGUUUGAUCGGAUUUUCGAUAAGGUAAUUAAUCAAAGGAUAAAAAUGGAUAAACAGGGUAUUAUCAGCAAAGAAAGCAAGGACUUUCUGCAGGUUUUGUUGCAGCUGAAGGAUGCAGGAGAUUCGAAAACUCCAUUGACCAUGAUCCACCUCAAAGCUUUGCUAAUGGUAUGUUUUCCUAUUUCUACGGUCCAUGUGUACCAGUAG